Messenger RNA from Ilex paraguariensis (yerba mate), 247 nucleotides. Lineage: Eukaryota; Viridiplantae; Streptophyta; Magnoliopsida; Aquifoliales; Aquifoliaceae. The record is from the annotation of a GenBank genome assembly.
AUGACUCCUCUUUUCAAGAUGAUGAACAUAAUUUCAUGGUCUUCGUAUGUCCUCUCCUAUCUACCUAGAGAAAAUUCAACUAGUGAGGUUGAAGCAACUCCUACCACGAUGGUAGAGGAAUUGGAAGAAGAAAUCCCCACAAGUGUUGAGGAUGAAGAGUGUUUUGAGGAUAUACAUGAUAUGUAUGAUCAAUUGUAUGAGCAAUUUCUCAAACAACAAGAGGAAGUGCCUUACCUUGAGUGGAAGG